UCCUCUUCUCCCCCCGUCCCGUCCUGACCUCUCGUCUCGUCUCCUUCCUUGGCCUCCCUCUCUCAACGACGAGCUCUAGGAAGAGAGCUUGGGCUCUGGUGGCUCCCGUACAGCUGCUGCUGUAGCGGCCUUCUCCUUCUCUGGGGAGUCAGAUUUCGAAGCUGCCUGGAGAUGGCCUCUUUGCAGGAGAACGCGAUGGCAACCGACGAGGAUCAUCAUCGCAACAACCAUCUCAGCUCCCACGGCACAGGCCAAGACCACGUGCCAAAGGCGCGCAAGCCCUACACCAUCACCAAGCAGCGGGAGAAGUGGACCGAGGAGGAGCACAAAAGGUUCCUCGAAGCCCUGCAGCUGCACGGCCGCGCAUGGCGCCGGAUACAAGAGCACAUCGGCACCAAGACGGCCGUGCAAAUCCGGAGCCACGCGCAGAAGUUCUUCACCAAGGUCACCCGAGAGUCGUCCGGCAACAGCACCGGCUCGGGCGCGGCGGCGCCGACGGCGGCGAUCCAGAUCCCGCCGCCGCGGCCCAAGAGGAAGCCGGCGCACCCGUACCCGCGAAAGGCGGACGACGGCACGGCGGCCGGUGGCGGUACUAAGCACGUGCCGGGGCUCACGCGGCUGGAGAGGCCUCCCGUGCGGACCCAGUCGCUGUGCGAGUCUCAGGAGGAGGAGGGAUCGCCGACGUCGGUGCUGGCCGCUCCCCGGGCUGGAGCGGGGGGCUCGGGUGGCCGGUUCUCCAAGAAUAAUUCAGGCGGCGGCAGCAGCUCGCUGGUUCCGUCGGCCGCCGCUUCCGGCUCCGGCUACGGCUCGCUGGCCUCGUCGGCGGACAGAGGGGACGGGUCCCUCUCGCCAAAUACCAAGGCGUCAGAGUACACUGGAAACAGUGAUGUCAAAGGAGUACCAUGUCCAGCAGGAUCAGAGACAUCAGUCCUUAAGCUAUUUGGUAAGAGUGUCACGGUGAAGGAUUCGUAUCAGAAGCCGAAAGCUAGCACGGGUAACCCGCAGAACGGCGGGGACCUCGAAACUGAAGCUGCAGCAGAUGAUACAACUACGCAAGGAAGCAGAAACCUACCUUCUGGUGGGGCUGCAGGAGGAAGCUCAUGGAAUCCGUGGCCGAGUAACAUGCAGCAGUUUGUGUAUUUUGUUCCUCAAUCGGACAGUUUCACCACGCAAUCUGCCAUGCCAUGGUUCAGCUACAACGGGACCCUGCCUGGCGCGAUGUUCUACCAGCAGGCCGUGGCUUCAAGUCAGCACCACAGCCAUCGUUCCGAGGGUGCUGAUCACAAAAUCAUGCAGAGGGAAGGAUCCUGGACAGGCUCAAACACAGGCACUGGAUCAGCAGCUCAGAAUUCGGAUGCUACCGACUCUCGAGGGCGAGGAAACAGCAGCGAGAGCGACACGACGCCUCUGCCACGGCUAACAAAGUGUGAGAGCUCGGUUUCUGUCAGCCUGCAGAGAGGUUUUGUGCCAUACAAGAGAUGCACGGUUGAGAGCGAGUCGCUGCGAUCUGAGGCGCCCAGAGAGGAGGCCGACGGUGAGCUGACGAGGCUCUGCUUGUGACACCCGAAGCUUCAACGCGCUCUUCACAUUUUAGAUGUUUGCUAGUUUUGCUCUGGAUUCUUGAGCUGGUGGUUCAGAGAGCUGAUCUGCAGUGGGAAGAAGCGACUCCUCAUCCUGCUGCUUUUACCUGUCGUCGGUAUGUUGCACUUCUCUGAAGCAGCUCGAAGCCACACUAGAUUGAGCAAUUCUGGUUCUUGCUCGUGAAUAUUUAUAGAUGGAAUCUGUAGCAUCCAUGAUUUUCUUUUCUACAGUGUGUCUGCAAUUUUCCCCCAAAUCGGGAGGUUCGGAGUCCAGCGUUGUUGCCUGUAGCAGCCUGGACCCGAGAGAGGGUUGCCAUAGUCUGACUGCAUGUAAGCUAGGCUUGUAUCAUAACUCUCUAGUCUGCAUUCUGUGAAACAUACAUAUGACGAGCACAAGACGAACAAACGUCGAAUGCUUUGUAAAUUGGAGUAUAACAUUACUUGGAAUCUGAUAUAAAUUGCAGCUUCAGCCUUC
This is a messenger RNA of Lolium perenne, 2055 nucleotides long. RefSeq lists its product as uncharacterized. Gene Ontology annotation, molecular function: DNA binding. The record is from RefSeq and is a predicted model, not a curated record. NCBI's taxonomy places the organism in Eukaryota, Viridiplantae, Streptophyta, Magnoliopsida, Poales, Poaceae.